This is a messenger RNA of Varroa destructor (honeybee mite), 1392 nucleotides long. RefSeq lists its product as uncharacterized. Lineage: Eukaryota; Metazoa; Arthropoda; Arachnida; Mesostigmata; Varroidae. The record is from RefSeq and is a predicted model, not a curated record.
CGAUCAAUGUGUCAAACUGUCACUUAGUGCGCUCAGAGGUUGGGCCAGCGUUAUCCGGUUAGGAAAGUUUCAUGUUUGGCUCAGAAAUGGCAAGACUGUUUAGUUGGUCGAUAGCCGUAUUGGUUCUUACAGCAUCGACGCCACUGGUCUGUGGCCACGGCCGGCUUAUAUCACCCCCGUCACGGUCGUCGAUGUGGAGGUUGGGCUAUCCCACUAUACCGAACUACACCGAUAAUGAACUUUUCUGCGGUGGAUUCGAACGUAAAAAAGCUAACGAAAUGCGUUGUGGGGUCUGUGGGGAUCCAUACGAUGCACCUUCUCCGCAAGACAAUGCAAUGGGUGGAAAGUAUUACACAGGCAUCAUUACGAAAAAUUAUAGCGCGGGAGAGGAAAUCACAGCUACGGUUGAGUUGACUGCAAACCAUGACGGGUUCUUCGAAUUUAAACUUUGUCCGGUUAAUGGCAACGCGUCUCUAGAAACUGAUCAGUGCAUGAGAGAGCAUCCUAUGGAGGUCAUUGGUAAAAGACGACGUGGUAGCUACCCAUACCGUUAUUACGUGCCAAUCAAAAGGGCGGGAAUAUUCAAUGUACGACUUCGAGUUCCGAAUAUUUCGUGCACACAAUGUGUCUUCCAAUGGACGUACACUGCUGGCAACAAUUGGGGAACCUGUGAUGAUGGUAUCCAGGAGGUGGGUUGUGGGCCUCAGGAAACGUUCCGUGGUUGUGCAGAUGUCUCCAUCACAAAAGACAACGGUGGACAACCACCUUUCCCCUUACCUUCACCUAAACCACAAUUUUCUACUUUUAGACCUCUUCCAUUGCCGGGCCCAAACAAAAAGUGCGUCGCUAUAGGCCGCUAUGCAACACAGCCCGGAAUGGAUAACUGGUGCACUACCAACUGUAAACACAGACCACCAAAUUGCCCUCCGUCCAUAUGUUCAUGUAAUUAAGCUGCUUCAAAAAGGAUUUCUAAAAACAUGGCAUUGGGUAUCAGUACUCCAAUGGAAAGUUGUUGCCUGACGGUAGCAAAGGAAUUGCUUCUCUUCUAAGAUUAUCUCGAAACGCAUACAAACUACACCUAAGCAAAUCGCUAUGUGACCACCUGAACAGUUGAUUGAGGUAGCUCAAGAUGUAUUCAACAAUAACAUUGAUAAUUUCUUCGUCCGAGUAAGCGUACCUAGCGCUUUCUACUCAAUUGUUCCUUACCUAAACGUAAAAAGCCGAUCCUACCGAACCCUGAUGCAAUAUCCAUCAGCUCAGUGGUACUGACUCCGAACUUAUAUUGACUGGAGCAUACGAAUUAUAUGUAAAUGCAAUGGUAUUGUGUUUUCGAAGUUUUAUCUACUAGGCUGCUCAUGCUAUUACUGUGUUUUUAAAUAAAGAGCAUAUGUA